CGCCGGACUGCUCUUUGUGGAGCUUGCUGUCCUUUUGUGGGAGGCCGGUCCGCUCACUCGUGGGUCGUUCUGAGCGUCGGCCGAUCUUUUCCUUCUGUCCCUGGCCCUAUCUGCUAGCCGAGCUCCCUUCUCGCUGGCUCCGGCCGGCGGACCUGAGGCCUGGCCUCGGCCCCCGCGCUCGGGUUCUCCCGGGGUCGUGUGUGACAGCGUGCGAUGGGGCCAGGGGUGAGCCCCGUGUGGGGUGCGGGCGUGUCAGCGGAUGGCUGUCAUGGGGGCGAGCCCAGGGUGGGGUGCGGGGCGUUAGCGGAGCCCGCCUGAGCCCGACCGCAGCCGGGGCGCGGGGAGGGAGCUCCGAGCGUGCGGUGGUGCAGCCGGGAGCGCGUGGCGACGCGCCAGGCUCCCCGACAGGCCGCUGUCCCUGAGCCCCGGGAGCAGGGCUCGCUCCUCUGAGCCUGACUUGGGGACCAGGAGGCUACGGAGCUGCCACUCCUCGGGUGGGACGCCAGCGAGGGGGCCAUGGAGACCUCUGCCCGGAAACCGGCGGAGACAGCUCUUCUCUCUCAGAAUCGAGCUCUUUCUCUCAAAGAGAAACCAGGGGAUAUAUCCAGGAGGGGUCAUCUGGAAGCCAGGUCCGAGGAACUGGUGACUUUCAAGGAUGUGGCUGUGGAUUUCACCCAAGAGGAAUGGGGUCAGCUGGACUCCCCUCAGAGGGCCCUGUACCGGGAUGUGAUGUUGGAGAACUACCAGAACCUUCUUGCCCUCGGGCCUCCAGUCCACAAGCCAGACGUGAUUUCCCAUCUGGAACGAGGUGAGGAGCCGUGGCAGGUGCAGAGGGAAGUCCCUGGAGGGCCUUGUCCAGAGUGGGAGCCUAGGCCCAAGACGAAGGAGGCGUCCUCUCUCCAGCAGGACGUUUGCAAAGAAGAACCGUCCCUGGAGCUGACUGUGCCUGGCCUUCUCAGCGCCAGCUGGAGCGAGGCAUGGACUGGGGACAACCCGGUGAAUGCUCUGCAGCAGAGCCCAGCCAUGCCCUGGCUGGGAGCAUCUGCCACCCCCGGGGACAUCCCUAUGGAGCCAGGCCCCGGGGAGUCCGAGGAAAAAUGCCCCCUCGGGUGUGCCGUCUUCGUGCAGCACAGCCUUCCUCCAAGAGGACACUCUCGGGGCACACAGAGUGAGGACGUCCCGUCCGCUGAGGAUGGAAGCAGAGCUGCCCGGAGGACAUGUGCCGGGGAAAGCUCUUUCAACUCUGGCGAGCCCAGGAAGUUCCUGGGCGCGCACCAGCGCGCUGCUGAUGGCGCGGCGUGCGGGGAGCGCGGGGAGGCCCUGGGGCAGGGCACGGUGCGGGCGGUGCCGCGGCGCUGGCCGGGCAGAGAGGGGGCGCGCGCGUGCGGAGAGCGCGGCAGGGCGUCUCCGUGGGGCGCGGGCUUGUUGGGGCACCGGCGCAGCCGCCCCGGCCAGAGGCCCUUCUUCUGCGGCCAGUGCGGCAAGGCCUUCAGCUGCCACUCGUCCCUCAACGUGCACCAGCGCACCCACACGGGGGAGCGGCCCUACAAGUGCGGCGCCUGCGACAAGGCCUUCAGCUGCAGCUCGCUGCUCAACAUGCACCUGCGCGUGCACACGGGCGAGAAGCCCUACCAGUGCAGCGAGUGCGGCAAGGCCUUCAACCAGCGCACGCACCUCACGCGCCACCACCGCAUCCACACGGGCGAGAAGCCCUACAAGUGCGGCGCCUGCGGCAAGGCCUUCACCUGCCACUCGUCCCUCACCGUGCACGAGAAGAUCCACAACGGGGACAAGCCGUUCAAGUGCGGCGAGUGCGAGAAGGCCUUCAACAGCCGCUCGCGCCUGACGCUGCACCAGCGGACGCACACGGGCGAGAAGCCCUUCGCCUGCGCGGACUGCGGCAAGGCCUUCAGCUGCCACGCCUACCUCGUGGUGCACCGGCGCAUCCACAGCGGCGAGAAGCCUUUCAAGUGCAACGAGUGCGGCAAGGCCUUCAGCUCGCACUCCUACCUCAUCGUGCACCAGCGCGUGCACACCGGCGAGAAGCCCUUCGACUGCAGCAGGUGCUGGAAGGCCUUCAGCUGCCACUCGUCCCUCAUCGUGCACCAGCGCGUGCACACCGGCGAGAAGCCCUACAAGUGCGGCGAGUGCGGCAAGGCCUUCAGCCAGAACCACUGCCUCGUCAAACACCAGAAGGUUCACUCUGGGAACAAGGUACUCAAGUGCGACGAGUGCGGCGAGGUGUUCAGCUGGAGCGCGCACCUGCGGGAGCACCGGAGGCUGCAUGGCCAGGGGAGGCCCUUCGCCCUCCAGUUCAACGAGCACCUGCUGAGCACCUACUACGUGCCUGUGCCGGGCAGUCUGCUGGGCGCCGGGGAUGCGGUGGCCGGGGACGGGGACCCGGUGAACGCGCUAGAUGUGGCCAAGCUCUUGUGCGUGGUCCAGCCCCCAGCCAGCAGGAAUUUCCCCCUGGGAGCAAACCUCAGCGACUGACGUGAUGUCACCACUUCCCAACAAGGAAAGCACUCUCCCUCAUUCCUGGCCACGCAGGUUCAGACCACCUGUUACUCCAGGAGCGUGAGCCUUGCCUUGUCCCCAGUCAGGGGGACUUGCCAGGGUACCCUGCAAGGGUACACUUUGGCGGGGGUGGGGGGGUGGUAAGGACCAUUUCAGGAAGUCCUGUCACCUGUUUCCUUACUGGGCCUGGAAAUCAUUGACAAGGAAAUCUUUCCUACAGAUUAGAAAAAAAAAAAAAAGUCUUUCAGCUGUUGUGUCCUUGGACAGGCAUAGUUCGAUCUGGAAUUUCCUCUGUAAACUGUUACAUGCAGAGUAAUAAUAAAAUAGAAAAUCAUAAACAGUUUUACUUUUCAGUGAACUCGGUUAUAUUUCUGGAGGGGAAAAUAAGCUCAGAUGGUGGGCAUUUGGAAAAAAGUGAAUUUCCUGGACUUACCUCAUGUACACAUCUCUACUGCAGAGCCAUCCUUGAAGCCAACGCAGUGAGGGGUGUCCCAGCAGUGGUGGCAGCAUGGCCCAGCGUCAUUGUAGCCAGGACCUGACGUGCUAACAACGCACCUUGCCACUUAGUCCCUGGUGAAAAAUUGGGAGCGCCCAGGUGUGCGGGGAAUAGGUCUGGAAGCGUCCCUCCCCUGACUGGGGCUGGACUAGGCAGGGCCGUUCCAGACUGGUGCUCAUACCUGCAGGGCCUCUCUUCCUGCCAUAUAGCUGGGGCAUCAGCCCCACUAGUGGGGGGUGGGGGGGCUCCACAGUGCUCCCUAGAGGAGGGAGCCAUAGCCCAGGGAGAUAGUGGACUCCUCAGUGGUCCCAUGGGGGACUGUUGCACAUCCCCAAAACAGGCGAACUUCCCCAUCCCUACACUCUCCACAGAGAUUGGAAGCCAGAGUUAAUAAACAAGAAUAAGCUGCCCUCUCAGUGAUAAUAUUUCACAUUUAUAUAGAGUGCUGUAGUUGAUGAAAUAUUUUCAAUAUGUUUUUUAAAAUAUGAAAACCACACUUCAGAAAAUGUGGACUUAAGAAAAACUCCCAUAUUUCUUAAUAAAACUGCAUUCUGCACUUUGAUCCAUAACCUUCUGUUUUGUUCAUAUUAGAGUUUUACGUCAAACACGGUGUAUCUAUCAUUUUUAUCUUUUCUUCCCCCUUAACUGCAUAGCAGAGUUUUUUCCCCAAGUAGCUGACCUGUCCUUGCACUUCUACAUGGAGGCACAGAGUUCCGUCUGGUCUGUUAGGAUCUCUUGUUAGACGGUGAAGUUAUUUCCAUGUUUUUCAUUGUCAUAAAUCACCCCUUACUGAGCAUCUUUUUGCAUUAAACUUCUUUGGUGUUUUCUUGGGUUUCCAGAAAUGAAAAUUUUAACAUAAAGGAAAUGAACAUCUUUGGGAAUUAUUUUGGUAUUUUUUAGUAUGUUUCAUUAAUAAGAGAUCAAUCACUGGCUCAGUGCCUGUAGCUCAGCAGCAAGGGUGCCAGCCAUAUACUGGUGGAUUCAAAUCUAGCCUGGGCCCACCAAACAAUGACAACUACAACCAAAAAAAAUAUCCGGGCGUUGUAGCAGGUGCCUGUAUUCCCAGCUACUUGGGAGGCUGAGGCAAGAAAAUCGCUUAAGCCCAAGAGUUUGGGGUUGCAGUGAGCUAUGACACCACAGCACUCUACCCAGGGCAACAGCUUGAGACUCUGUCUCAAAAAAAAAAAAAAAAGAUUAAUCACCAAUAUUUAUCAGGCAGGAAAGUCCUCUGCUUGUCCAUCUCCUGGAGACAGUCAGAAGUUGGGUGUCCAAGCCAGGCACAGUGGCUCACGCCUGUAAUCUUAGCACUCUGGUAGGCUGAGGCAGGAGGAUCCCUGGAGCUCAGAAGUUCGAGACCAACCUGAGCAAGAGUGAGACCCUGUCUCUACUAAAAAUAGAAAAAUUAGCUUGGCAUUGUAGUGGUUACCUGUAGUCCCAGCUAUUUGGAAGGCUGAGGCAAGAAGAUUGAGCCCAAGAGUUUGAGAUGACUGUGAGCUAUGAUGACGCAGCACUCUACUGAGGGACAGAGUAAGACUCUGUCUCAAAAAAAAAAAAAAAAUGGGCUCGGUACUCAUACCUCAGUGGCUAGGAUGCUGGCCAUAUACACUGGGGCUGACGAGUUUGAACCCAGCCAUGGCCUGCUAAACAACAAUGACAACUGUGACAAAAAAAUAGCUGGGCAUUGUGGUGGGCGCCUGUAGUCCCACCUACUUGGGAGGCUGAGGCACAGAAUUGCUUAAGCCCAAGAGUUUGAGGUUGCUGUGAGCUAUGACGUCACGGCACUCUGCCGAUGGCAACCAAGUAAGACUGUGUCUCAAAAAAAAAAAAGGUUGGGCGUGCAGAUGACCUUUGGUCAGUGCUCAGGGACAUGUUCAUGGUCAUUGGUGUACGUUGCUCCAUUGCUUUCCUCAGGGGUGUCUAGGAGCUGGCCUCUCAUAAUACUGACCCUGGGGCCCCAUCAUGACAGCUGUGGGACCUUUCAUGACUGUGUUGGUAAAAGACAAAUAUAAUCUAGGUGUGUUGGUUUGUUUAUAAGAUACGGCCUCACUCUGUUGCCAGGGGUAGAAUGCAGGGCUGUCAUUAUCCCUCUCUGCAGCCUCCAACUCCUGGGCUCAAGUGAUCCUCCUGCCUUGGCUUCCAAAGUGCUAGGAUUAUAGGCAUGAGCCACCACACCCAGCCUGUAGUCUACAUUUGAUUCAUUAUCAUCAUAUUCAGUUUUCUUCCUGGUUUAAAAAAAAUUAUUUUCUUGGGCCCUGGACACUGUGCCCUCUGUCUGCCCUAGAAUGCUUUUAACUUCAUGAACUGAAAGUGGUGUCUUAUUAUUUUACUUUGUGCCUUUGAUAAGUAAUGAGGUUAAGUACUAGGUGUGUUUUUAUUGUUACUCUUCUUAAAACAUAUUUGAAGAUGUGCUUUGUCCUUCUUUCUGUUGGACUCUUGAUGCUUUUUAAUUUACAUAUUAACAACCUUUUCCCCUUAUUCUAUGAGUGAUAUAUGUAUAUCAAAGAAAUAUGGGGGGGAAUCGCAAAAUUAAAAGAAUAAAAAUCAUCCUCUGUAUCAGUUUAUGGCUUAUUACCUGGAAAUAAGUACUAGGAACAUUUAAGUGUGUUUCCUUCCAGUUUUUUUCUAUGCAUGUUUAUAGAUACUUUUACUUUUAAAAGAAAAUUAGAUUUAUACUCUAUUUUUAUCCUUUUUCACCUAACAUUUUAUGACAAGCAUUUUCUGUGUUAUAAAAUAUUUUUUGAAAACAUUAUUGGUGGCUACAUCAUUUUCUGUCAUAUACUU
Molecule: messenger RNA, 5794 nt
Organism: Nycticebus coucang (slow loris)
Lineage: Eukaryota; Metazoa; Chordata; Mammalia; Primates; Lorisidae
Gene: ZNF74
Product: zinc finger protein 74
Exons: 5
Coding region: 517-2493 (658 amino acids)
Biological process (GO): regulation of transcription by RNA polymerase II
Cellular component (GO): nucleus
Molecular function (GO): RNA polymerase II cis-regulatory region sequence-specific DNA binding; DNA-binding transcription factor activity, RNA polymerase II-specific
Source: RefSeq, a predicted model, not a curated record